AAAAAAAACAAUCGAAUUUACGAUUUUCCUCCUUCUCUCCUCUUCGCUUCUCUGUAGCUAAUGCAUGGCAGCGCCCAAGCCAAGGUCAAGUCGGUCAACCUCUCUUCGCGACUCCAUGGAGUCCGAGAAGCUCGAAAGCACUACCAGCUGGGACGCUCUCGAAUGGACCAAAGUCGAGUCGGUGACGCGGACGGUCUCGCAUGCUUAUCUUGAUAUAUUGCUCGAGGCUGAGCAAGUUGUAGUUGAGGGAUAUGGUGUUGUUCUUGUUAAUACUGAUGAGGCCGGUACUUUGAUAGUGACGAAUUAUCGUAUUCUGUUUUUGAGUGAGGGAACCAGAGAUAUUAUAGCACUUGGCACUAUACCACUAGCAACUAUUGAGAAGUUUAGCAAAACGGUUGCAAAGAUUCAAUCAGCUCCUCGUCACACUGACAAGUCUCCAUCUCGGCGACUUCUCCAAGUCAUUGGUAAAGAUAUGAGAAUUAUUGUCUUUGGUUUCCGCCCAAGAACAAAGCAGAGGCGUGCUGUAUAUGAUGCAUUAGUGAGGUGUACAAAACCAACAAGAAUAUGGGAUAUUUAUGCAUUUGUUUCUGGGCCUUCCAAAUACAGUAAUACUAACCCUAAGGUGCGGUUGCUAAAUGAGUAUUUCCGUCUUCUUGGAAGAAGCUCUUAUUGUGCAUCGAUGGAUAUGAUUGAAGAUGGAUCAUACAGAAUCUCUAAUGAGUUGUGGAGAAUAACUGAUGUAAAUUCCACCUACUCAUUGUGCCAGAGUUAUCCAUUUGCUUUGAUUAUUCCAAAAAGCAUUAGUGAUCAAGAAGUGCUCCAGGGUUCCUCCUUUCGUGCAAGGUGUCGGUUGCCUGUAAUUUCAUGGUGUCAUCCAGGAACGGGAGCAGUCCUUGCACGUUCAUCUCAACCGCUAGUUGGUCUUAUGAUGAAUAUGAGGAGUAAUGCUGAUGAAAAGCUCGUUGCUGCCCUUUGCACUCAACUUGCUAGUCGAGGGGUGGCACGGAGGAAGCUAUAUAUUGCUGAUGCAAGACCAAGAAAAAAUGCUUUGGCAAAUGGGGCAAUGGGAGGUGGCUCAGAGUCUUCUUCACAUUAUUUUCAAUCUGAGAUAGUAUUUUUUGGGAUAGACAACAUACAUGCAAUGAGAGAGAGUUUUGCUCGGCUUAGAGACUACUUGGACACUCAUGGAUCUACAUCAUCUGAUGGGAUGUCAUCAUUCUUGAGACAUGGUGGUUGGACUUGGGGUGGAGGUAAUCUAAGUAGUAUGUCUGCUUCAGUUUCAACGCUUGGAGAUAGUGGUUGGUUAAUACAUGUUCAGAGUGUCUUGGCUGGUUCAGCUUGGAUUGCUGCUCGUAUUGCUUUGGAAUCAGCAUCUGUGCUUGUACAUUGCAGUGAUGGUUGGGAUAGAACAACUCAGUUGGUUUCACUCGCUAAUUUGUUGCUUGAUCCAUACUAUCGAACAUUCUCUGGGUUUCAGGCACUUGUUGAAAAAGAUUGGCUAGCGUUUGGUCAUCCAUUUUCAGAUCGUGUGGGAAUGCCAUCACUGUCUGGAAGUGGCGACAUGCCUUUUGAAUUAUCUAGGCAGUCUUCUACUGGGAGUUUUUCAUCAUCACCAAUGCGCCAGACAUCUGGUUCAUUCUCGUCUCAAGCUCCAAGUGCUUCUCAUGGACAGAACAACUACUCUCCCAUAUUUUUACAGUGGGUUGAUUGUGUUUCACAAUUGUUGCGGAUGUAUCCUUCUGCUUUUGAGUUCUCCUCGGCUUUUCUGGUGGACUUCUUGGACUGUGUGCUUUCUUGUCGCUUUGGAAACUUCUUGUGCAAUAGUGAAAAGGAGAGGCAGCAAUGUGGUGUCUAUGAAGCUUGUGGAUGCUUGUGGAAAUAUUUGGCUGAUUUGCGCUCUUCAGAGGAAAGAGCUCAUGCACACUAUAACCUAUUUUAUGAUCCAUUGAAACAUAAUGGACCACUCUUACCUCCAGCAGCAGCUUUAGCCCCAACUUUGUGGCCCCGAUUCCAUCUUCGUUGGGCUUGUCCUGCCGAAGCCCAAGCAGGGGAGCUUGAUACUCAAUUUAGGGACAUGACUGUAAAAUUCUCUGAACUUAAAAAGGCAAAAGAAGUAGCAGAAAAGAAAUCUAGAGAAACCGCAACUGCUGUGGAGUUACUAACUGCGGAGUUACGAAACGAAAAGCAGCUCAGAAGCACGACUAUGAAUUUAGCCAAGAAAGCCAGCAAAGAAAGUGCAGCCAUAAAGCGAGCCAUUGAAGCAUUAGGAUGCAAGGUUCAUUUUGCUAGCACAGGUGAUUGUGCUGUCGGCAUUGAAAGCAAUCCAACAGAGUGUCAAAUGAAAGUGUCUGAUGGCACUGUGCAGCACACCGAGAUAUCUGAUUUCUCUGUUUCAGUCACAGUGAUGGAUGAUUCUGUUUCCAGGAACCCAAUUGGUCAAGUGUGUGAAGCUUUGUGUCCAUUGCGCACACGGGAAGGGGGCUGCAGGUGGCCAGAUGCUGGUUGUGCCCAGCUUGGUAGUCAAUUUGUCGGACUAAAAGCAAAUUUUGAUGCAUUCGAUCGACUCUCUAUUUAUGAUGGUUAUUUCCAAUCUGAGUGAAAUUGAAGAAUAUUUUGAGCUUAGUAUAAGAUUGAAGCACUGGCCUUGAAGAUCAAAGUUCAAAAUCUUAGUCCCAAACGGAUUGCAGAUUUUUAUCCGACUGUUGAAAGCAAUGUGGAGGCAGUGCAUAAAGAUUGACCCUUUUCUGAUGGGUCUCGGAGUUGUACAGAGAAUAUAGAGUUAGCUGUGGACUUGGAACUGGAAAAACUUCAACUGAUGCCAAAAGGUCUUCCCAGGUCCAUUACAUUUUCAUAUAGUCGAGUAUAGCAAAUUUUACAUUAACAUUCUUUUCUUGAAUAAAAAUCAGCAUGUGUACAGGACU
Pistacia vera is the source of this 2921-nucleotide messenger RNA. Its product is annotated as phosphatidylinositol-3-phosphatase myotubularin-1-like. Lineage: Eukaryota; Viridiplantae; Streptophyta; Magnoliopsida; Sapindales; Anacardiaceae. The transcript is spliced from 19 exons. Gene Ontology annotation, biological process: dephosphorylation. Gene Ontology annotation, molecular function: phosphatase activity. Bases 65 to 2599 code for a protein of 844 amino acids. The record is from RefSeq and is a predicted model, not a curated record.